This is a messenger RNA of Platichthys flesus (European flounder), 694 nucleotides long. RefSeq names its product synaptonemal complex central element protein 3 (gene syce3). The transcript has 3 exons. Bases 154 to 426 code for a protein of 90 amino acids. Gene Ontology annotation, biological process: reciprocal meiotic recombination; synaptonemal complex assembly; spermatogenesis. The record is from RefSeq and is a predicted model, not a curated record. NCBI's taxonomy places the organism in Eukaryota, Metazoa, Chordata, Actinopteri, Pleuronectiformes, Pleuronectidae.
UGGAUUCAAACAGCUGCGUGGAAAUCAUUACACUUUACAUCCGGUUACAGUUUAAAUAGAGAACGCGCAACACGUAGAUGAUAUUCCUCAAAUUCUCGCGAGAACUCCCCGCUCCACAGAUUUGACCGUUUCUCUGAAGAAAAGCCUUGUAAUAUGACCGACUCAUCCCCCGAGCGUCCUCAGGCGGACCAGGACGGCGUGUUGGAGCUCAACAAAGAUUUAGAGAAGAUGACAGAAUGCGCUGAAAACAUGUCAGUGCAGUUGACCUGGAUGGCCUACGACCUGGUGGCCCUGCGGACCAGCCCCGAGGUGGGGGCCCUGCUGCAGGGGCUGGAGGAGGCGUAUCACCGCUGUAGAGCCGCUGUGUGUGGAGCCCGGAGCCGGGAGCCAGAUCCAGAGGACAGGGCUGAUCCCUCUCAGAUCUGAUGUGGUCCAGCUCACUGCUGCACGGAGACAAAGGGAGCAAAGCUGUCAAGGCAGAAUUAGAUCCAGCUGUUAUUGUGUUUUGUUCAAGUAAAUAUUGUAAUUGCUUUGGCGAUCUUAUUGUUAAGGGGGAAGCAGGAAGUUAUAUAUAACUGCUUCUGAGCACAUUCAAAUAAAUGUUUAUUUUAAAAACAAGUUAUGUACACUGUAGUAAUUUAAAAACCGUUGAUGUUAAAAUGGUGUGUUUGUUAUGUAAGUAACAGUCAUUUGA